Molecule: messenger RNA, 1964 nt
Organism: Poecilia latipinna (sailfin molly)
Lineage: Eukaryota; Metazoa; Chordata; Actinopteri; Cyprinodontiformes; Poeciliidae
Product: rho guanine nucleotide exchange factor 26
Exons: 6
Biological process (GO): activation of GTPase activity
Molecular function (GO): protein binding; guanyl-nucleotide exchange factor activity
Source: RefSeq, a predicted model, not a curated record
UGCACAGGAAAAAAACAGUAGGAGAGGCAGAGCAGCAUUGCUCUGCUCUCCAGUUAAAUCCUUUCUGCGUCUUAUCAAAUGUACUUGAAAACAUUUAUUUAUUUAUUUUUUUUUAUUAUCCAGUGACUAUUUUUUUUCGUUAUCUGUGUGAGCAGGUGGUGCGGAAAUGCAACGAAGGCGCUCGCACGAUGGAGAGGACAGAGAUGAUGUACACAAUCAACACUCAGCUGCAGUUCAAGAUUAAGCCUUUCCCGCUGGUCUCGUCCUCCAGGUGGAUGGUAAAAAGAGGCGAGCUGACUGCAUUCGUGGAGGACAGCGGCAUCUUCACGAAGCGGAAAUCCCGACAACACGUCUACUUCUUCCUCUUCAACGACGUUCUCAUCGUCACCAAGAAGAAGGGUGAGGACAGCCACACAGUCAUAGACUACGCCCUGCGGGAUCAGAUCCAAGUAGGCAGCAGUCAGCCGGAGGACGUUCACCUCUCACCGGUCAAGAGUCCCACGAGCAUGCUGAGCUCACGGCAGGUCGGCGCAAACCAUCUCUUCCGGCUGUGUUUCCGUAGCAACCACUCCAGCGAAAAGGUGGCAAUGAUCCUCGGAACGGAGUUGGAGAAUGAGCGCGCGCGCUGGAUCAGUGCCCUGGGCCAGAAUGACAACAAUGACAGGAGACAUGACAGAACCAAUGUUACGCAGGUUGAGGUGAUAAGGACGUACACGGCGAAGCAGCCAGACGAGCUGUCGCUGCAGGUGGCCGACGUGGUGCUGGUCUCCCAGCACGUGGACGGCUGGUACGAAGGCGAGCGGCUGCGCGACGGCGAGGCCGGGUGGUUUCCCGCGGAGUGCGGCGAGGAGAUCACGUGCCAGGCCACCAUCGAACGCAACAUGCAGAGGAUGGACCGGCUGCAGGGGCUGGAGACCAACGUGUGAGCCGCGCCGACCGAGCGACCGUCCGGCUGAACUUUUCGGCUGCGGAUUCAGCACCUGCCCGGGUUUCAUCCUGCUGAGCACCGACUCGGGAGGAGAACAAAAACUAAAGCGGAUUCCUUUAAUUAGCUAUCGCUCUCUGAGUGGGUGGGGGUGGCCCCGACAGCAUGUCACACUGAUUAACUCUCUGGCUGGUUGAGGAAAAACUCCACGCACACCGCAGCCGAAGCAGCUGCUGUCAACACCCUGCCACGUAACAACUGUUGCUGUUAAAUUUAUAAAUGUGUUUUUUUGUUGUUGUUUUUUUGUAAGUGGCGUGCUGCGUAAUGAUUACAAUGGCGCUGCGGGAGGUAAAGCAAACCCAAUUAGAGGGAAUCUGACAGCAGCCCAGGCGCGCCCCGCUAACGAGGCUCCGGCCGGACGAUAAACCCCCCCCCCCCCCGUAACUCGUGUCGCUACAAACUUGGAAAUGUGUUUCAAGCAACAGCCGAGCAGAAGAUCAAAUCGAAAUCCAUAUGUACAUAGAGAUGUAAAUACUCAUAGCUGAUUAAAAAAAUAAUAAUAAUAAAAAACAAAACAAAAACAAAUUACAGCCAUCAGGGAAGAAGAAGGGAUCUAUUACGGCAUCCAGUCGAGCAGAAGGGCCGAGUAUCUGCACUCCAACUUGCCGUUUGUCAGCGGUUAAUGUCACCUUCAUGAAUCAGACUCUACAUUUACGUCUCAAGCACCAUUAUUCCCCCCCUCCAUCCCCCCCCCCCUCACUCCAUCAGUACUGCAGUUUGAACGGCGGGAAAUAUCACUAUUGAUGCAAGCCAGACGUGGCGGUGUAUAAAUAAUCCCAUGUAUGUAUAUUUUAUGAAUGCAUGUGACGCUGAAGAAAUUGUGCGUCUGCCGUCGGUGAGACCAGACCCCUGCCUGGCCCCUGCUUUUAAUGCGAUUGUCCGGUGUGUGAGUCAUCAUUUAUUGUUGCCCGGCUAAAGGGGGGGAGGGGGGGGGAGGAAAAAAAAAAAAAAAAAAAAGGGGCCUGACCAAUGGAUGGGG